Molecule: messenger RNA, 1074 nt
Organism: Rotaria socialis
Lineage: Eukaryota; Metazoa; Rotifera; Eurotatoria; Philodinida; Philodinidae
Source: the annotation of a GenBank genome assembly
AUGAUUUUGUCAUGUAGCCAACAAGCUUCUCCUGACUCAAUGAUAAGAACAACAAAAUAUUUUGAUAGUUUCUCAAAUCAAGUACCAGUCCAACCCAAUAUGUAUAAAAAACCAGUCCGAGUCGUUAAAGCAGUACAACGUUCAGCGCAAACGCCACCGAUAAACGAAUUGAAAAGUUCGCUGCCAACAAAAAUGAAUUCUGAAAAUGAUUUAAGAAAGGUUCUCUCGCCGAAUUCAAAUGUAUCUAAUAUAAACAAGGAACAACACCGUAGUUCUGAUUAUAUUAGAAAUUUGUUUCCCAUACCUGAUCAUCUUAAACGACAUCGUUCAAGACAAAAUUCAGCAAACAAUAAUGCCAAUGAUAUGCAGAAAAGCUCGAAUGAUAAUAUUCGACAAACGCAGGAAGAUUUACUGUUAAAUUUGAGAAGAACUUUAGAUAUGUUACAAACAAAUCAAAGAAUAGUCAAGGAUGAAACUGAAAUAAAUGCAAUCCUUGGUACAAAAUUAAUUAAUCUACUCGAAGCAAAAGCUGAAUUAAAUGAAAUCGAAAAAGUCAAAUUACAUAUCAGUGAAAUUGAUACAAUUACAUCAAUUCUUCUCAAACUUAGUUGUCGAUUAGCUAAAGUCGAGAAUGAUUUAUUGAUGAUUACAAAUGAUAACGCUCAGACAAAGGCAAGUUUACUGGAACGACGUGAAAAAAUUCAACAAAAACAUGAUGAAGCAAAAUCAUUAAAAGAUGGUAUUGAUCGUCGUAGUCGUUUAGUAACAAAUAUUCUUCGAAAAUACUUUUCUGAUGAACAAUAUGAUGAGUAUGAUCAUUUCAUACGAAUGAAAUCAGCAUUAUUAAUUGAUACAAAAGAUAUUGAAGAAAAUACUGCAUUUAUUCAAAAACAAAUCGAUAUUUUACUUAACCCAUCAUCAUCAUCAGUUGUAAAUAAUCAACAAUAUUCAUCAACAUCAUCAAUAUCUCUUUUUGAAACUUUGCCGCGAUCAAAUUCAAUAAGUUCAUCAGCAUCACAUAAAAUCGAUAAUUUACAAACAAACUAUUUUAAUUCUAUAUCGGCCACGGCCUAG